CCCACGAGAAGGGGCACGAACAUCGCCAAAUCCCAUUCUUUUUCCCAAGGCGCAGGAUGAAAGUACUUCCCUAGAACUUGGUGCUAAAAUAAAUCUCCCUUCAUCCUAUCUAAAGCCUCUGCCCCCUCCCGUCAUUACUGCCCACGGGUCUGUUUCUGUGGGUGGGGUGCCAGAGAGCCUCUGAAACCUGAAAACCCUGGAGGACCCCUUCUGAGCCCUAGCCCACACCAGCAGUCCUCUCCCACACGGGGGUCUCUUCUUUUGAGACACUGGGCGCGAACGGGGGGCUCUGCGCUGGGGAGGCCUCAGCUGGAUCCUGCCGGGAAGAAGAAAGGGAGCCACCGCAGAGGGGGGCAGCCCCGCCCCGGUCCGCUAGCUCUGCUGCGGAUUGGUUCGGUGUCACUAUAUCUGGGAUGCCUUCCUGGCACCAAGCUACCACGUCCCCAUUGUCUCCACCCGACGUCCGUCAGACCUCCGUACUUGGCUUCGCAGUGCCCGCCACUGUCUCCUGCGCUCCCGCGCUGCGUUCUGCCCAGGCCUUGCCCAGCUGGAAUGCAGAGAUCGCCGCCCGGCUACGGCGCACAGGACGACCCGCCCUCCCGCCGCGACUGUGCAUGGACCCCCGGACUCGGGGCCGCUGCUGAGCCGCGCGGCCUCCCCAUCACCAACGUCUCGCCCACCUCGCCUGCCUCGCCGUCCAGCCUUCCGCGGAGCCCACCGCGCAGCCCCGAAUCAGGGCGCUAUGGCUUUGGCCGCGGAGAGCGCCAAACGGCCGACGAGUUGCGCAUCCGGCGGCCCAUGAACGCCUUUAUGGUGUGGGCGAAGGACGAGCGCAAGCGACUGGCGCAACAAAAUCCGGAUCUCCACAACGCAGUGCUGAGCAAGAUGCUGGGCAAAGCGUGGAAGGAGCUGAACACGGCGGAGAAGAGGCCCUUCGUGGAAGAGGCCGAACGGCUGCGUGUGCAGCACUUGCGCGACCAUCCCAACUACAAGUACCGGCCUCGCCGCAAAAAACAGGCGCGCAAGGUCCGGAGGCUGGAGCCUGGCCUCUUGCUCCCGGGUCUCGUGCAGCCGUCUGCGCCGCCCGAACCCUUCGCUGCAGCAUCAGGCUCAGCUCGCUCCUUCCGCGAGCUACCCACUCUGGGUGCGGAGUUCGAUGGCUUGGGGCUACCCACGCCCGAGCGCUCGCCUCUGGACGGCCUGGAGUCUGGCGAGGCCUCCUUCUUCCCACCGCCUUUGGCGCCCGAGGACUGCGCUCUGCGGGCUUUCCGGGCGCCCUAUGCCCCCGAGCUGGCACGGGACCCGAGCUUCUGCUAUGGGUCAUCCCUGGCUGAGGCGCUCAGGACAGCGCCGCCUGCCGCGCCGCUCGCGGGCCUCUACUAUGGCACCCUGGGCACUCCGGGCCCGUUUCCCAAUCCUCUGUCACCACCACCUGAGGCCCCGUCUCUUGAGGGCACAGAGCAAUUGGAGCCUACCGCCGACCUUUGGGCCGAUGUGGACCUCACCGAAUUCGAUCAGUAUCUCAAUUGCAGCCGGACUCGACCGGAUGCCACUGCACUCCCCUACCAUGUGGCACUGGCCAAACUAGGUCCGCGUGCCAUGUCCUGUCCAGAGGAAAGCAGCCUCAUUUCUGCACUGUCUGACGCCAGCAGCGCGGUCUAUUACAGCGCUUGCAUCUCAGGCUAGACACUGUCCUCCUUGCCCUCCACUGCUUCUGCAUGUGGCCAAGUGGCAGGGCCUUGCCUGUUUCCUUCCUUUCGCAUAUGUAUGUUAGAGUAUGCAGCAGCCUUUAGAGCUGGUGGCCUAAGCGUGCCACUUCUGUCGCCUCCUCAUUCACACACCUCCUUCUGGGGGCUCCUGUGAGUUGGGCCUUCCCUAGGAACCUCAGGCCCUGGACUUGCUAGCAGCCUCUGUCAGGGUUGUUUUUGAAUCAUCUAAUUCUUUCCUGCUAUGUAUUUUCUAGAACGAGACUGUAUUUUUUACUUUGCCUUUAUAUAUAUAUAUACAUAUAUAAUACAAUAUAUUUAAUUUUUAAUUAAACUUUUUUCUUUACAAGG
This is a messenger RNA of Rattus rattus (black rat), 2057 nucleotides long. It is a transcript of the gene Sox18, whose product is annotated as SRY-box transcription factor 18. Lineage: Eukaryota; Metazoa; Chordata; Mammalia; Rodentia; Muridae. Gene Ontology annotation, molecular function: DNA-binding transcription factor activity, RNA polymerase II-specific; RNA polymerase II cis-regulatory region sequence-specific DNA binding. Gene Ontology annotation, biological process: positive regulation of transcription by RNA polymerase II; angiogenesis; vasculogenesis. The transcript has 2 exons. The coding region runs from base 553 to 1686 and encodes 377 amino acids. The record is from RefSeq and is a predicted model, not a curated record.